AUGUUAAAGUUUUAUUGUUUUUUCAGCAUAGUCAUUGCAUUAGGAGCUAUUUACAAUUCUUUUAGUGUACAUAAGCAAUUUUACCCAUCGGUUUUAUAUCUAAGCACUAAUAAGAUAAAUAGAUCUAUACUUGUGAAUUUUAUUAUAAUGAUUGUUUCCACGUUGAUAAUGACUUUUAUAAGAGUUAUGUUUGGAGAAUUAAAGGAAAUAGAAAAGAUCGUAUAAAUUUGUAUUAACUAUUGAAUAGUCUGUGAUAGAUAAAACAAAGAAGAAAAUUUUAGAAGUAGCAUACUUAUUAUUCUUUUUUUAUUAUUCAUUGGAUUGGUAGUUCAUAUGUAAAAUAUGUAUAAAUAAUUUAGUUUUGAUCCUUUGGUUAAUGGCAUUAUCAGUAAUUCAUUGGAUUGCAAUAAAAAGAGCUGGGUUCCUGAUUGCGGAAUCGUAAAUUAAUUUUAGAGACAAUGUCAAACUAUUAUUAACAUUCAUCUUGCUGUUUUCUAUUGAUAUCAAAGUAACAAUUUGAAAUAGUCUAGUUAGAUAAGUCUGUAUUUUUUUUAUGGAACAGAAGAGAAAUUUUAGAACAUGCUAUUAGGUUUUGAAUUCAUGCUUUUGCCAAUUCGAAUUGCUUUACCAUUUAUAAAACAUGUGGUCAAUCUAUUUGAGAUUCUUACUCUUUCAUAAUUCGACACUAAGGCAAUUAUCUUCUGUGGACUUGAUGUCUUAAAAACACUUUUAAAAUUGGGUGUUUAAUAUCUGCUUUUUUAGUACGUGUUGAACACUCAAGGAUUUCUUUUGAUUUUAUUUGUCGAUGGCGUUGAAAAUGCAUAUGCAAUGCUUAAUAAAAUAAAAGUCUUUUAUAAUCAAGUUAAAUUAAUCAGAAUGAUUGAAAGGAUAUAAGAUGUUGAAAAAAUAGAUUCACAUGAUUCCACCUGUUUAAUAUGUUUGAAUGAAUUGGAAAAUGGUAAAAGUUUAUCUUGUGGUCAUAUAUAUCAUAAGAGUUGUUUGAAAACUUGGAUAGCUGGAAAUUCUAAUCAAUUUUGUCCUAAAUGCAAAAAGCCAAUUUAAUUGGAAUAGAACAAAAUUGAAGACAAUGAUUCGAAGACAAAAAAUUUGAAAAAACAAAUAUUAUUGUAAGAAUUGAGUGAGAUUCGAAGCAAUAUUUAAUUAUUAAAGAUUUUAAAUUAAUGUCGAAACAUUUAAAAUCACUUACAGAACAAUUAAGGAAUUGGAAAUGUUUAAUAUGCAUUGCCUUGUGAGGCUUUACAAUAUUAUUCUGGAGUGACAGAAAUCAAGAGAUUGUAAAUUAAUUAUAUGAAUAAAAUUAUGAGUGGAAUAGAUAAGGGAAUAAUUGAAAGUCAUUUAAUACCUAAAUGA
Paramecium octaurelia is the source of this 1371-nucleotide messenger RNA. The record is from the annotation of a GenBank genome assembly. NCBI's taxonomy places the organism in Eukaryota, Ciliophora, Oligohymenophorea, Peniculida, Parameciidae.